AUAAGCAUACCUUAGAAAUAUGAACUCGUAACGGUAGCUGGUAUAAUCUUGCCUCGGAGGAAUAGAAAUAUCGUCAUGGAGGGACCAGGAGGGUCAUCUCAUCCCAUGCCAUCAUCGUAAGCGCUCCAGGGCUAUCUAUCCCUUUUUGGAUAAACCCGCGAGCUCCCAACGCUAUACCGUUCCUGGAUAAACCCGCGAGCUGUUGAUUAAUAAGUCGACCGGAAUGCAAUUAUCCCAUCUCGAACUUAACAACAACACACGGCCUUUAGACAACUUCACCAUCUUAACUCCCGUUGCAUUAGUCCUAUUGCUUGGCCAUGUGCGCGGAUAGUCUCAUCUAGACGGUACGCAGCAGAGUCUAGUCGAGAAGAAUGCGAAAAGCUUGCCUGAGCUAUUCCUGUGAAGGAUCGAAGAGUCAUAAGGAAAAUGGGAUAUAUAAUGGGCGGCGACCUCUUCGUCGUCUUGUGUCUAGCCGUCCAUUCUCAUCAGACACAGAUCACCUAGAAUAUCCUACUGCUUAGGAAACACCAAAAGUUUAUUAAAACUUCGUUUUAACCAAUUCAGAUCGUCAACUUAACGACAAAUUACCUACCUAUUCAACCAUGGCCCAGGUCCCAUCAUCAGUCCAGCAGAGCCUCGACGGCACCAAAGUCGAGUAUGUCAGGGUUGGCUCCUCGGGACUUCACGUAUCUACGCCCAUCUUAGGAGCCAUGUCGCUCGGCUCUAGUAAAUGGCUACCGUGGGUGCUAGACGAAGACGCGACUUUCGAGAUUCUCAAAGCCGCUUAUGACAGGGGUCUCAAUACCUGGGAUACGGCGAACGCGUACUCCAACGGCCUCAGUGAAGAGGUUAUCGGCAAGGCCCUCCGGAAAUUUUCGAUUCCGCGCGAGAAGGUCGUUAUCAUGACUAAAUGCUUCCUUCAUGUCGCAGAAGACGUGUCCGUAUUUUCCGCACCGUUCGGGCCAACGCUUGCGAAAAGCAAGGACUAUGUGAACCAAGGAGGUCUUUCCCGUGCGGCCAUCUUCAACGCCGUAGAGGCUUCUCUCACACGUCUAGGUACGAACUACAUCGACCUAUACCAGAUCCACCGCUUCGACCCAACUACUCCAAUCGAGGAAACCAUGAAAGCGCUGCACGAUCUCGUCCAGUCCGGAAAGGUCCGUUACAUCGGCGCUAGCUCGAUGUGGGCGACGCAAUUCGCGCGCAUGCAAGCCGUCGCCGAAAGCAAAGGAUGGACCAAAUUCAUCAGCAUGCAGAAUUACUACCACUUAUGCUACCGUGAGGAGGAGCGGGAGAUGAACCGUUUCUGUAACGAAACCGGCGUCGGUAUCUUGCCGUACUCGGCCAAUUUCGGCGGCAACCUUGCCAGACCUUUCGGAAAAGGAGACUCAACCCGCGCGAAGGGACCGAGUCCGGUUGGAAAGGGUUUCACAUCAGCCGACGAAGAGAUCAUCCGUCGUGUGGAGAAGCUGGCUGUGGAGAAAGGCUGGAAGAUGAGUCAGGUCAAUUUGGCAUGGCAUCAAGCGAAGGGCAGUGUCCCAAUUGUUGGAUUUAAUUCCGUCGCUAGAAUCGACGAGGCAUGUGGCGUGAGAGGGAAAACACUGACAGCCGAAGAGGUUGCGUUCCUUGAGGAACCGUAUGUGGCCAAGCCUGUCGUGGGUCAUUUUUAACGAAGUCCCCGUAUUAGGUAGGUACCUAUGCUCAAAAAG
Molecule: messenger RNA, 1709 nt
Organism: Annulohypoxylon maeteangense
Lineage: Eukaryota; Fungi; Ascomycota; Sordariomycetes; Xylariales; Hypoxylaceae
Product: Aldo/keto reductase
Exons: 2
Coding region: 603-1670 (355 amino acids)
Source: RefSeq, a predicted model, not a curated record